AUGUCAGACAUGCGUUUGCCACCGGUCUCCGCAAACUGGAAUGCUGCGAUUCGAAGCUGUGCUACAGCACUACGCUGGGAUGUUGCACUCGUGCUCUUAGAAGGUCUGGUGGCAUCGGGCUUGCAAGCUGAUGUGAUGUCCUUCACCUCGCUGCUGGGAGGUUGUGGCACCCCAAGCACCUGGUCAAUGGCCCAGUCUGUGCUCGCCCACAUGCAGAGUGAGGCCAUCGAGGGAGACAUCGUCUCGGCCAACGCGGCGGGCAAUGUGUGUGCACAAGGAGGUCGUUGGGAGAAUGCUUGGAGCCUUUUUGAGGACUCCUGCCGCCAGUCAAUCCAAGCUGAUCAAGGUUUAGUCAGUGCCAUUCUCAGCGGGACGAGGGCGGAUGAAGAUCCCCAGAGUUGGAUCUUCGCCGUGGAUUUGCUGGGCGGCAUGGAGGACCGCGUGAAGACGUGCGGCGGGAACCCGAAUGCGCCACAGUUGCGCAGCGCUUGGCAAAGUGUGCGGCGAUGGCAGGAAGCCUUGGUGCUCUUCGAUGCGUUGCCCUGUCGGCGCUUUCCGCCGGAUGGCUUUGCACACGUGGCUGGCCUGGCCUCCAAGCGACGAGGCAGUUGGUCCUCUGCAGGGCGACUUUUGCAUUCCUUGCAAGACCGAUGGGUGGAAGCCACGGUGCAUAGUCAUGGUGCAGCAAUGAGCCUCUUGGCACGCGAUGGUCACUGGCAAAAGUCCUUAGACUUCCUCAGCUGUGGCCACGCCCGACGCAUGGCCCUCACGGUGAGCGCCGCGAAGAGUUCCGCGGUGAACGCCUGCAAGGAGGUGGGUGACUGGUCGCAGGCACUGUCACUGCUUUGGGAGAUGUCCACCUCGGACGAGAAGAUCUUGCAAUUCUCUUGGGGUGCAGCCAUUAGCGCAUGCCGAAGCGAAUGGAUAUUGGCUGCAGAACUCUUGUGUAAGAUGUUCACUGCAUCGCUCCAAGUGGAGAUGGUCUCCAGCACUGCCGCUGCGGCGGCCGCCCUGGCCGAAUCCUGGAGGAUUGCGGUGUCCAUGCUCAGCUCGUCUCAUCGCCUGCGCAUGGACAUGGACGAGAAGAGUUUUUUUGCUGGCGUUCAACGGACUGCGGAACAGCCAGCAGUGCAUGGACGUGCUGGAGGAUUUUGA
This is a messenger RNA of Durusdinium trenchii, 1155 nucleotides long. The record is from the annotation of a GenBank genome assembly. Lineage: Eukaryota; Dinophyceae; Suessiales; Symbiodiniaceae.